Messenger RNA from Perca flavescens (yellow perch), 3203 nucleotides. RefSeq names its product SV2 related protein a (gene svopa). Gene Ontology annotation, molecular function: transmembrane transporter activity. Lineage: Eukaryota; Metazoa; Chordata; Actinopteri; Perciformes; Percidae. Bases 128 to 1774 code for a protein of 548 amino acids. Gene Ontology annotation, biological process: transmembrane transport. The record is from RefSeq and is a predicted model, not a curated record. The transcript has 16 exons. Gene Ontology annotation, cellular component: membrane.
GCGGCUUCUCAUUGGCUGCCGGCGGACACUCGGAGCAGGUAGCUCUCCUCGGUGCUGAAAUCGCUGCUCGUCGUGAUAAUGUAAACGGCGAUGAGGCCAAACGGAGCGUCAGACAGUAAACACCAAAAUGGACGAUGAUCAGUUCCAACUGAGACAGCUGCCUGUUGUCCGAUUCCGUCGCACAGGUGAGAGCAUACCCUCUGAGGAUGAUGGCGAGAAUAGAGAACAGGAUGUCAGGAUUGCAGAGCAGAUUGAUCUGGAGUCCGUGGCCCUUGCAGACGGAGCUCCCGUUCCCCGGGAGUUUGCCAAUCCAACUGAUGAUACAUUCAUGGUAGAAGAUGCUGUUGAGGCCAUCGGCUUUGGGACAUUUCAAUGGAAACUCUCCAUCCUCACUGGUCUGUCCUGGAUGGCUGAUGCUAUGGAGAUGAUGAUUCUCAGCAUCUUAGCCCCACAGCUCCACUGUGAGUGGAGGCUGCCCACCCUCGAGGUGGCACUGCUUACAUCGGCAGUGUUUAUUGGGAUGAUGAUCAGCUCUUCUCUUUGGGGAAACAUAUCUGACAGAUUCGGCAGAAAGACAGGUCUCAAGAUGAGUGUGCUGUGGACCAUGUUCUAUGGCGUUAUGAGUGCAUUUGCACCUAUUUAUGGGUGGAUCCUCAUCCUCCGUGCACUGGUGGGCUUUGGCAUCGGAGGAGCCCCACAGUCGGUGACACUGUAUGCUGAGUUUCUGCCUAUGAAGUCCAGAGCCACAUGCAUCUUGCUGAUUGAGAUAUUUUGGGCACUGGGCACUGUGUUCGAGGUCCUCCUAGCGAUCCUGGUGAUGCCCACUCUGGGCUGGCGCUGGCUGCUUGGCCUUUCCACCAUUCCUCUAUUCAUCUUCUCCAUCCUGUGUUUUUGGCUACCAGAGAGUGCUCGAUACGACGUGCUGACAGGGAAUCAGGAAAAAGCUUUGGCCACACUGAAGCGCAUCGCUACAGAGAACGGAGCACCAAUGCCACUGGGAAAACUUAUAGCGGCCAGACAGGAGGACCGUGGAAAGAUUCAAGACUUAUUUUCAUCACACUUUCGCUGGACCACAGUUCUGCUGUGGUUUAUUUGGUUCGCAAAUGCCUUCUCUUACUACGGGCUGGUGUUGCUCACUACAGAGCUGUUUCAGGAGGGAGGUGCAUGUGGAAUGUCCAAAGGUAAAAAGAGGGAGCUCCGAUGCAACUUGGAGUGUAAAUAUCUGAACUCUGACGACUACAAAGACCUGUUGUGGACCACCUUGUCUGAAUUCCCAGGACUGCUGGUGCCACUGUGGGCUAUUGAUCGAUUGGGAAGGAAGAAGACCAUGGCGUUGUGUUUCUUCGUCUUCUCUAUGUGCAUUAUUCCACUCUAUGGCUGUGUUGGGAGAGUUUCCAUGACAGUGUUGAUAUUCAUCGCCAGAGCUUUCAUCGCAGGAGGAUUCCAGACAGCUUAUGUUUACACUCCAGAGGUGUACCCAACAGCGACCAGGGCUUUAGGUCUGGGAACGAGCAGUGGAAUGGCCAGAGUCGGUGCCCUCAUUACACCUUUUGUUGCACAGGUGAUGUUGGAGUCAUCUGUGUACCUGGCUCUGUCCGUGUACUGCUGCUGUUGCCUCCUAGCUGCUGUAGCGUCCUGUGCACUGCCAAUUGAGACAACAGGCCGGGGCCUGCAGGAGUCCAGCCACCGCGAGUGGGGCCAGGAGAUGGUGGGCCGCGCCUCCUCCCAAAGCUCAGGGGGAAACGCACCCUCCAGCUCCGGCUCCCAAGGCUGAGGAAGACACAUUGGCUGGAGUAAAACUGAGAGAGGGGACCACAGUGAGGAAAAGAGGCAAGGAGAGGCAAAAAAGCUGGACCAGCUUUCGGUGUCCAUCUCCAGUCCCAUCCUAAGACUCUUCAGUUUAUGCACCACAGUGGCUUCAGAGAGCCAGGCAGCACAAUAUUAUAUUAUAUAGUCUUCAACCACCAUUGCUGUCCCAAUUUUGCCACUGAAUAACUGCACACAGGGCGACAGGAAAGACCAAAUGACCUACACGGGGGUUAAGAUUGAGAAAAUAAAUGGUGGACGACGUGUGAAACAUUCUUGGACAAGUUAGAAUUUAACUACUUCAAGCAAAGUAUUUGAAUGCUGCUUGUCUAAUGCAAGAGAAGCAAAAGAGACUAAAGAGAGUAGUAAGUGUUAGCUUAAAAUAACCAUCUUCUUUUCAAAGAGCCUUAAAACUACCUAUUCUAUUUGUGCUUCGGAGACCUUCUCUUAACUUAAAAAAGGCUUUAACAAGCUGCGUCAAUUUCAUACUGGACAAAGAUGUAUAGAUAAGAAAGAGCAUCAUCUUGUGCACACAAAAUGUAAGUUAAAAUACACAAGCUUUGUAAAAAUUGAGGAACAGUUCCACAUUGUCAAAUUAACAAACCACUGGAUUAAAAAAGGUCUGGGGUUACUUCAUUUAAGAUCCACUUCUGUCAAGGUAGUGAAAGGACAUACUGCACAGUAAGCCACUGGGUUAAAUAUGUUCAUUUUUCUUGUGACAGUCGUAUUUCACAUUUCAACAUGGAUAUUUGUCUGCUAAAGAAUGUUAAGGCCAUUUAAUUUAUAACCACCUGACAAAUCUGCCGAAGCCUUCAUCAGAUCAUAAUAACAUCAGUGACAUCAUACAGUUCACAAUAUGUCAUAAUUAUACUGUAGCGCAACUGGAACAAGUCCACAGAUCCUGGGCUGCAUUUGAAGACAACAUUAUGUAAGUUAAUGCUGAAGUAUUAGUAAAAAUCUAAAUCUGAGUCUUUUCAUCACCCAAAGCAGACUCAACCUAGUUAGUAAGAGUUACAUGAUUUAAAAAAUGACAUUAACACGAGUAUAUGGUGUUACGAUCUAUAAAUGCUGCGUCUCUGGCUCUACUCUACCAGACUUUGAGGCUGCGCACACAUAGACCUACACAUGUAUGUACACAACCAUUUAGCAGGAUGGUACAUUCUGUCUUUCUGUAAAUAAUGUAUUAAUACCUGGUUUAGUUGUUGUCUUUGACUUUUGUUUGUAACAAAGGUGAUGUGAAGACAGACUUUGCCCAGUCUGAGUGACACACUCAGCAAAGUUUUGUUGAAAAAAAAAAGAGAUUAACUAGUACAGGUCCAGCAAGCCAAAUCUCUACCUGUCAGUGUUUGAGAUAUAGUGCUGCAUUAAGUGUCAGUGUGCACAUAUUCUUGUCAAUG